UGCUCAGGACAACAACGGGGGGGGGCCGGGACGGGGCAGAGCAGAGCCCGACCCCAAAGCCCUGAGGGACCCCGGGGGCUGCGCGGCCCCAGCCGGGGGUGCUCCCCCCGCUCCGGGCUCCCCCUUAUUUCACCCCGUCCGAUGUAACCAACUCCCCCCGGAGCCGCCGGGACGGAGCCGCCCGGGCUGCGGCGCUGAGACCCGGGAGCGGGGGCGGCUCCCGGGGCUCCCGCCCCCCCCCCGGCCAUCCCACCCCUCCCCGGAGGCGGAAACCGGGGCCGGGCCGGGGCCGGUCUCCAGCAGCGCCCGGCUGCCGCCGUGCCGCCGAUCCCGGCUGCCAUUUUAAGGUGAACAAAGAGGCGGAGGCGCGGGCAGCCAGAUCUGCUUACGGAGGAACCCUCGGGGUUAGCGCUAGCCUUGGGCGCGCGGAGACGUAGGAACCCGGCAGCGCCGCCUCGCACAGCCGCAGCACCGGUGCCGGCACCUCCCGGUGCAGGACCAGCUCCGACGGCUCCGUCCAUCUCCCCGCCAGGCUCUCCGUCGCCACCCGCCCGUGCCGGACCCCGCCGCCACCAUGUUCAGCAAGAAGUCCUAUGACGGCCCCCCCAUGGGCUACGGCCCCCCCACUGGUUACGGCCCCCCCACAGGCGAUUACGGCUACGACUACGGCACCCGCUCGCCCCCGCCGGGCUCUUACUACAUCGAGGACGUGCCGCAGCACUUCUACAAGUGGACCUCGCCACCCGGCGUGGUGCGGAUCCUGGAGGCCGUGAUCAUCCUGCUCUGCAUCGCCAUCUUCGCCUGCGUGGCCUCCACCCUGGCCUGGGAGUACACCUACGGCUUCGGGGGGAUGUACGGCAACGGGCUGGGGAGCUUCUACGGCUCCGGCUACUACGGCAGUGGGUUGAACUACGGCUACGGUUACGGGGGCUACUAUGGCGGGGUCACCAACCCGCGGGCGGCCAACGGCUUCAUGAUCGCCAUGGCCGUGCUCUGCUUCCUGGCCCAGCUGGGGCUCUUCGUCGCCAGCGUCAGCAAAUCGAGCGGCUCCCGCUCCCGUCGCUUCUACCUGGUGGUCAUCGUGGUCUGCGCCGUGCUGGCCUUCGUCAUGCUCAUCGCCUCCAUCGUCUACAUCAUGGGGGUCAACCCCCAGGCGCAGAUGACCGGCAGCUACUACUACAACCCCUUGCUGACCAUGUGCAGCAACACCUACCUGAACCAGUACCUCUACCACUACUGCACUGUGGACCCCCAGGAGGCCGUGGCGAUCGUCUGCGGGUUCCUCAUCGUCAUUCUGCUCUGCCUCAUCUGCUUCUUCGCUCACAAGACGCGGAGCAAGAUCUGGAAGUACGGGAAACCAAACAUCUACUGGGACAAGGUGCCGGUGGUCCAGGAGGGUCCCAAUGUAGAGGAGUGGGUGAAGAACGUGGCGGACGGGGCCAGCGUGCAGGAUGAGACGGCCACGCUCGCCUACUCGGAGAAGCCGACGAGCCCCAUCGCCGCGCCACCCUACAGCCCCCCCUCCUACAGCUACACCCCCCAGAACGGGUACUACCCCUCCGGGACCUACAGCAGCCGGGGUGACCAGCCGGACCGGGCGGUCAGCCCCAGCCCUGCGGAGGAGAAGGUGCGGGAGCAGCCCACCAAGCCCCCUGCCCGCCGUGGACGCCGGCGCCGGCGCAACCCAGAGCUGGACGAGUCGCAGUACGAGACCGACUACACCACGGCCGUGGAGUCCGGCGACGAGCGGGACCAGGACCAGUGGGCCAGCCUGUACCCCCCCAUCACCUCCGACAGCACCCGCCAGAAGUACAAGCAGGAGUUCGACAUGGACCUGAAGCGCUACAAGCAGCUCUGCGCCGAGAUGGAUGGCGUCAACGACCGCCUCAACCAGCUCAGUAAACAGCUCGACAGCAUCUCUGAGGACAGCCCGCAGUACCAGGAUGUCGCAGAGGAAUACAACAGGCUGAAGGACCUAAAGCGGAGCCCCGACUACCAGACGAAGAAGCUGGAAACCAAAACCCUGCGCAACAAACUCUUCCACAUCAAGAGGAUGGUGAGCGACUACGACAAGGUGCGGGGGUAGCCUGUGCCCCCCCCCCGCUCCUGGCAGGAUGGGCACAAGGGGGGGUCCCUGCUCCCCACCCAUCCCCUCAGAGACUUUGGUGCAUUUUGUACCUUUGUUUGUAUAAAAACCCCAAACCCAAGAUUCAAAACCACCCUGCGAUGUUGGUGCCAAGGGCGUGGGGCUGGAGGGCCCCCCCUGCGUGCCCCCCUGUGCCUUCCCGUCCUGCACAGCGGGGGGCUGCAGGUCCCCUCCCGCUGCUGUAAAUGUGUUUGGGGAGGGGCUGCAGCCCCCGGCUUCCUCUGCCGCCACCAGGGUCGGGGUACCAAACCGUGGCCGCAGCCCUUUGCCAGCAGGGAUGUGCUGCCGAGGCUGGAUGGGGCACAGCAUCCCUCGGCCGGGCAUGUGGGGGGGCAGAGCCCUGCAACCCCCCCCCCCCCCCGAGCCCCUGGGGCUGCCCUUGGGUGAGCAGCCCUGGGCAGGGGUGAUAUUUUCUAAGGAACUGGCUGACAGUGUGUAUAUUUUUUUCUUUUUUUAAAUAAAUUGUAUCUAUUGAUUUUAA
Molecule: messenger RNA, 2627 nt
Organism: Grus americana (Whooping crane)
Lineage: Eukaryota; Metazoa; Chordata; Aves; Gruiformes; Gruidae
Gene: OCLN
Product: occludin
Exons: 9
Coding region: 575-2086 (503 amino acids)
Biological process (GO): bicellular tight junction assembly; positive regulation of transcription elongation by RNA polymerase II; snRNA transcription by RNA polymerase II
Cellular component (GO): membrane; bicellular tight junction; transcription elongation factor complex
Molecular function (GO): cis-regulatory region sequence-specific DNA binding
Source: RefSeq, a predicted model, not a curated record